Molecule: messenger RNA, 1397 nt
Organism: Exserohilum turcica Et28A
Lineage: Eukaryota; Fungi; Ascomycota; Dothideomycetes; Pleosporales; Pleosporaceae
Exons: 2
Coding region: 1-1320 (439 amino acids)
Source: RefSeq, a predicted model, not a curated record
AUGGAAGGUCAAAGCUUUUUCGAUCAAGCGUCAGCUGGCUUUCGAGCCUGUUUGCCAGAUCUCAGCAGCCCGCGCUUCACUACGGCUGCAAAACAAAACGUUUACGAAUAUGUCCAGUCAAUGCAGGAUAACCGCGCACCGCCGUGGUUGCACGACUUGACUAAAGUAUGGGAAAAGCUGUUGGAGGAGCCGUACAAAGGCUUAACCAAUGACGGCAACGUGAGAUCAGGCCUUUUUAAAGCGCAGGAUGAAGGCGCGGAUGUUGGUGCUGCUGUCGCAAAAGCCGAAGAGCUGCUGAGCGGCCUGGAUGAUGAGAAGAGGAAGAAGAUAUCGUAUCCUAUCAAUGCGAGAGAAUGGCGCGCGUGGAGUAACCCGGAGUUCCUACUUAGGCCAUUCGGGCUCAGGCUGGAAGAAGUACCCGAAAGCACUGCAAAGUCGAUACUUGCCGUGGUCGAGGCAUCCCUAUCACCAGAGGGCCACCAAAAGGCACUCUCCGCUAUGCGUAUCAGCCAUUUCCUCGGAGAAGUGGUCAAGCUGCCCAACAUCAUGAACAAAUACUCGUACAACUUUCUCUUGUUCGGGACGCCCUCUACCUCGGCCUCUUCGCCAUGGGGCUGGCUCAUAUACGGCCAUCACCUCGACAUUACAUGCUUUUUCAAAGGGUCCCAGGUCGUCCUGACGCCAUCUUUUACUGGCGCAGAGCCAAACAUCAUUGACGAGGGCGAAUGGAAGGGCACCCAGAUCCUUCACAAAGAGGGCAAUCUAGGCCUAGAGCUGAUGCAGAGCUUGAACACCGAGCAGCAGCAAAAGGCGCAGAUCUUCAAGAACCUGAGAGACGAGGGAAUGAAGCAAGUCUACGGCAAGUCCAACAACGACGCGAGUAAGCGGGAUGAGCUCAUCACCGAUACCUGGGGGCCAGACGACCAGCGUCAUCGCUGCGGUGCCUUUCGCGACAAUCGCAUCGUCCCAUACGAAGGCGUUUCGGUUUCCACAUUCAAUUCCGCCCAGCAGGAGCUCGUCUUAUCCAUAUGCCACGAGUUUCUUCUCUACCACCCCUCCAAGGCCCGUGAGCGCAAGCUCCAACAGAUUAGGCAGCAUUUCACCGAGACAUAUUUCUGCUGGAUCGGUGGCUUUGGCAACCAUGACGCGUUCUACUAUCGUAUCCAGAGCCCCGUGAUUGUAGUCGAGUUUGAUCACCACUCUGGCGUCUUCUUGACCAACAAGGAGCCUGCAAAGUACCAUACGCAUACCAUUGUGAGGACACCUAAUGCGGGGGAUUACGGCCAGGCCAUCAGGGAGGGGCAUGAAAAACUAGAGUAGCGAAUUUUUCCCCCCCCCUCUUUCUUUGUUCCUCCUGUCAAGCUUGGACAAGUUACGUACAUGUACCAUGUCAGUUC